CAUCGACACGCUGGUCUAACGUUGUUAAUACUAAUUUUCGACGCCGUUUCAUUGGGAUGCUGUUUUUUUCCUGCUGAAACUGAUCGAACGAGUGUAGAAAUUGUGACGAUGUUUUGUGGUGGUAGUUUUCGGUCGAAAUUGGUCGAAAAAAAUGACGAGUACAGAGUAGUGAGGAUAAACAAUACCGACGUAAAGAUUUUGAGAUCCGCUAGUCUUGGUAAAGGCGAUAGAUCAGGAGGUAGGAAAGUGUACGUCGUGCCUCCAAAAGUGCCACAUUUAGCGGCGAGGAGAUUCCAGUUGGAAACUCAAAAGGGAUUGGAUCCUGCGGGACACUUGAAGCCCCUAAACUCCGACAUAGCCGCUCCACGGAUCGACAGCUAUCGUUUCUCCAUGGCCAACCUGGAGGACUCGCAGGACGUAGAUCUAGACGCUAUCCUAGGCGAACUCUGCGCUUUGGAGACGGUGUGCGAUCGAGAGAUUGGCCACGCCAGGGAAAGCAAACGAUAUUCGGAUGUUCAAAAAAUGGCGUCACAGUACGAAUCACGAAUGCAUAGUCGGUCGUCUUCAGAAGCGUCGCGUUUAAAGCUCGACUCUGAUGAUGGCAUGCUCCUCAAGGGCGAUGCCGCUCGAACGGAAUCGCCCGAUAAUGAUUCGGCAUUCAGCGACACCGUGUCGAUGUUGUCCAGCGAGUCGUCGGCAAGUAGCGGAGCUAGCGGUGCCAAACCUCAAUCGCUCAACCUACAGGGCAUCCACCAGGAUGACGCAUCCCGUGUUAAAGCCGAGAAGAUCCGAAUGGCGAUGGAGAAAAUCAAAGAAGCGAACAUUCAAAAGUUGUUCCUCAAAGUGUUCACUACCGACGGUUCCGCGAAAUCGCUUUUGGUCGAUGAGAAAAUGCUCUGUUCGUACGUCACCCGCUUGCUGGCCGACAAGAACCACGUAAAAAUGGACCCAAAAUGGGCGAUUGUUGAACAUUUGCCCGAACUCUAUAUGGAGCGUUUUUACGAAGACCACGAGCAGCUCGUGGACAAUCUGCUGCUCUGGACGAGGGAAUCGAAAAAUAAAAUAUUUUUCGUAGAACGGCAGGACAAAAUCAAACUCUUCCUGCGGCCGGAACAUUACUUACUGUCCACGGUCGAUAAAAGGGAGAUCGCGGAACACGACGAGCACUCAAGGAACGUUUUGCUGGAGGAGUUCUUUUCCACGACGAACGCUAGCGUGCCCGAAGUGGAAGGACCGCUUUACCUGAAGGCCGAUUCGAAAAAGGGUUGGAAAAAGCACCACUUUGUGUUGCGGGCUUCCGGUCUUUACUACUAUCCCAAGGAUAAAGUCAAAUCUGCUAAGGAUUUGGUCUGCCUCGCCACUUUCGAGAACAAUCACAUUUACUGCGGGAUAGGCUGGAAGAAGAAAUAUAAAGCGCCGACCGAUUUUUGUUUCGCGAUCAAGCAUCCGCGCCUACAAGAACCGAAAUCGACCAAGUUCAUUAAAUAUUUGUGCGCGGAGGAUCAGACGACGCUGGAAAAAUGGAUGGUCGGGAUGCGAAUCGCCAAAUUCGGCAAACAGCUCAUGUACAACUACAGAGCGCUCAUCGACGAACUGGCGCAGGAAGAAAUGGACAUACUCGCCAACGCCAGAAGCUGCUCGGUAAACUCGAUUGCCGCGCAAGGGCUGCAAUCGGGUAUCGCCACUCCAACGCAGGGAUAUUCGGGAAGCGAGGCGGGCUACGGCACUCAAAGUGAAAUUUAUUCCGCCGCCAGCGAGUCGAGUUCGGGAAGGCACAGCCGGGCGAGCAGCUCCAGUUCGAGUGGCUGCAUGUCAGACGGGGCACCUUCCAGCUGCGAGAACGCGUUCGAUUCGGAAUUUCCUAUGGGGACGAUAAAAAGAAAACCGUCAAUGAAACCCAGCCUGCCGCUUACGAAUAUCACAAGACAACUGAAAGAGGUGGGUGAGACCAGGGAUGAGGUCGACGGCACCGCUCUCCCUACCAGUCCGAUCUCAUACACCAACACGGGAACACUAACCCGGAGGCACAGCCGCAGGAAAUCCAAUUCCGCCACAGACGACUCGUCAAAUUCCGGCACUCUAAAGCGGCAGCAUUCUUAUAAAUUGAGAGGCUCCAUCGAAUCAGUGGGAGUGAGGACUGGCAACUCUACGCCACUGUGCGGUACGCCAGUUAGGGAGAGGACAUCGCCUUUUGGUGAAAGGAAUAGCCCUUUCAGUGAAAGACCUCCAAGUGCUACUUCUCUCAGAAGUCCAACAAAUGUUCCUAGCAAUAUGGAGCUGCCCUCUUGUAUGGUGGAUUCAAUUACUUCGCUUCCUCCUCCUCCGCCAGAAAAUGGUGGCGAUCUCAUAUUAAACGAAUCUCCUAGCGAUCAACAACUCCCUCCCCCACCGCCAGAAGUUUACAACUCGACGCUUUCCCUGGACAGUUUGCCGCCUCCGCCAAAUCCCGCUGACCUGCCUCCGAUGAGCGGCUCGGAUUUGACGGGCAGUCAAUUGUCGUUAAUGUCACUUCCGCCUCCGCCGGAAGACAACACGCGGAUUAAAAACAGUACGCCGCUGGAUGAAACGCCCACCCACUCUAGAUUGAAUACUCCAUGUGUCAGUCCGCCAAUGUCCAAUUGCAGCACGCCCACGCAAAGCAAUCCCCCGUCGAGCUUCAGCCCUACCCAUACCGCGGUGUAUGGUCAAAAUCACGAUAGAAACACCCCUCCACCGCCUUAUGUAAAUCCUCCGCCGUUUAGACCCAAUGGUCUGAGAUCGUCUCUGAGGCAAAGUUCCGCGUUGCCCAGGCAAAUAUCCUCCACCAGUAUUGCUUCCAGCAAUAGUUCCAGUUCCUCGGGAAACACCUCCCUUUACAGUACCUCUAAUGAAAUUAGAAAUUCGCCCAAGCUUCAGAGGAAGGUCAAUUUCCAGGAGCCAGCUAGUCCUAAGAAAGGCAUAGGAAAAAAGAUAUCCUUCAAUUUAGCUCCCCAAGAGGUGCCUCCGCUACCGGUGAGAAAACCGUUGCCGCCCAAAAGAUCGGAAACGACGAAACUAUCGAGCCCCAAGAAACUGGUGGAACCGCCGACAGAAUUUUUGAAAGACUUACAACGGGUUAUGCGGAAAAAGUGGCAGGUGGCGCAGAAGUGCAAGCUCGAGCCCGAAACGACGCCCCACGAGGUACUCGGCUUCAGGGACCCCCAUCCGCUGUCGUUACCCGACUACAAGGAGCACAACGUGUCCAAUUGGGUCAAAGAACACUACGGGACCAACAAUUUCUAUGAAAACGUUUACAGGGAAAGCGCGGAAGCUGACACGGUGGUGGAAUAUGUCUCGAGUCCCGUUCGAGGUACGGGAGUAAAGAGACCGCCGCCUCCUCCCCCGCCCAAACGCAGCGAUACUACCCAUUUAACCACCUCGCAUAAAAAUUACUGAUGUCGUCUCUCCUAAUAUGACUUUUGAAAAAACCCUGAUGUACAGGGUGGUUCGUUUAUCUUAGUCUUCUGUCUUAUCUCGACAAUAUACGAAAGGACGAGAAAAUUAAUUUUCUCCUAGGUUAUGGAGUAAAAAAGUCUAAUGUUAAUUUGUUUUUCACAUAUGAUUCUUUUUAAUAAACAUUUUUUACAUUUCUAAAAUAGCUUUCAUUUUUUCCUGCCUUUAUUAAUGAUAAAUAACUUGAAUUAUUUUUUAUAUAUUCGACAUUUCCAAAAUGACUUCAUUGGUUUUCUGAGAUAAGAUAGCGUCUCAAGAUAGGUGUGUCACCCUUACUGACUCUCCUAUAUCUCAUAUCAAUGGAAAAAUAUAAUAUGCUUUGCAAUAUUUAGUACUCCCUGGUUGGUAGCCAAAUAUUAGUAUAGCCCUAAUGUCGCAAAACAUCAGUACUUGAGUAUCUACCCCACUUUCAGAUUUAUAAUCUUAAUAAUUGUUUGUUUUCUCUUUUUGCCUUAGUGGUUGGAUAAUAAAAAGAAGACACUGCCGAACUUUAUACUGCCAAGCUGAGCUUGUUUUAAGUAAAAAUCUAUAAUAAUAUAUACAUUAAUUCUGUCCAUUAACGAAAUCAAACAAAUUCAAAAGUGUUUGUAAAUACCAUGUGGGACCAGCCCAACGUCUAGAGAUUUUUAGUAUUGAGAUCGUUUGAAUUGAGGUUUAUUCAAAAGUUGUGGGAUGCAAACGAACUAAAACGCGAUUGUGAUUUUUAGAGAAAAGCUUAACAAAAAUUUUAUGUGCCAUUUACAUUCAGUUAUUCUUAAACGUUAUAGUGAAACGGGACUGACUUAUUUUAGGAAAUUUAAUGUGGAAACGUCUGUGUACAUAUUAGUUUCUUAGUAAAAUUUUUUUCAAAUGAAAAAUGUCAAACAUUGUUAUGGUGCUUUUUAUAGAUAAUAUAAUUAUGAUAAAGAUACCUGUCGCAGAUAAUUGUGCGACGAAUACUAGCGAAUGUUGUGCGUUUUUUGUAAAAUUUUAUACUUAACAAAUUGAUUUACUAUUAAGUAUUGUAAAGUUAGUGUUAAGUACAGGGUCAGAAUGCACUUAAUUUGAGUUUUAUGAACCUGAGUAAUAUUUUUGUAAAUACAAACGGCCAUACCUACAGACCUGAAGGAAUAUACAAUUUUUAUUUAUAAAAUUUUAAAUUUAGUGAUUGAUUUCUGCAAUGCCGCUAAAUUUCAUGUAAGUAUUUUGUUCCGUUUAUCUUAAUGAUCGCUUGGGUUUAAGGUAUUUAGGAACAUUUGAAAUUUGGGUGCUGUAUAAUUUACCUACCGUGCAAUUUUUUAUAAGCGUUCUAAAUCUUUGCGAUCCAAAUUGUAGUAGCUAGGCGUUGUAGCGAUCAAGUAUUUUUAUGGGAUAUUUUAUUUCUUGGAAAAGAGGUUAUUUUUCAAGGAGUUUUUUUGUUUUAAACUAGGGUGCUUAUAAUAAACACUUUGUAUACUGUCUACGAUUUAUACAUUAUUGAUAUACUUAUUAGUGGUUACAAUAUGAAACCAUAUAAUA
Messenger RNA from Cylas formicarius (sweet potato weevil), 4968 nucleotides. RefSeq names its product ras-associated and pleckstrin homology domains-containing protein 1 (gene pico). Bases 109 to 3414 code for a protein of 1101 amino acids. The transcript has 10 exons. The record is from RefSeq and is a predicted model, not a curated record. Lineage: Eukaryota; Metazoa; Arthropoda; Insecta; Coleoptera; Brentidae. Gene Ontology annotation, biological process: signal transduction.